AUGUUCAGGAUCACCCAGAUUACCUGGAGGUGUUCCAGGGUUUCGGCAUCGGUCAUGAGGUUUUCAACUUCGACUAGUCGAUUUCGUUUCAAAUCCGUGAAGCAUUAUCGUCAAGGAAGCCCAACCGGUGUUAGUAAAAGAAUUAUGACACCCGAGGACUUGUUCAAGCAGGCAUCUAAUGUGGAUGUGAACAAUUUAAAGAAAGAGUAUGACGAAAGAAAACAGGUGAGAUAUGCCAAACCGAAUCAAAAGUGGCUGGAAAGAAUAGCCUCUAAGCAGGAUUUACCGGACGAUUUCAACUAUAGAGACACCGAAUCAAAUAGAUCCUUAGUUGAAUCAUUGCUUGUAAAGAAGUUUGGAGCAGCUAGAAAGAACACCAAUCUAAAGGAUAUAUAUUUCAGUGAGAUCGAUAUUGGAGAUGUAGUGGAUCUUUCGGAUACCUUAGCCAAAAACGAUUUGGCUGUCGUUGUUCAGCUUCCAAGCUCGCCUGAAGAUACGAGAUAUACGUUAAUUAACCAGUAUGGAGAAGUUGAAUUUGUGUCCAGGUUCAGAAUGGGUAUGAAACUUCCCAGAAUAUUUCCAAAAGAAUGGUUUGAAGGUUGUGUGAUGAACGAAUCACAGUUUCUUCAGAAUCUAAACUUGGCUCCAAUUGGCAAGCCGAAGUAUAAGAUCGAAGAUGACGUUGAGAGAAGUCGAAUGUUUGAUAGUGUGAUUGCCCGUGCUUCUGUUGCUGCCAAUAUCGAUGUUCAAUGCUUUAUUCUUCCUUCAAUUCUUUCUGGAAUAGUAUCUGGCAUCCUCACAGGCAUAAUUAACAGCGCCUGGAAUCAUCUUCCUGAAAUCAACCUAAAAUUGGAGGUUCUGCAUAACGUUUUACAAUGUACUGAGUCUCCAAUUCAUCUCGGCUUCUACCAGCUUUUUAAAGCUGUCAUUCAGACCGAUUUGAGCAUGUUGGUUAAAGGUUUAACUUCAAGGAAUGUUGAAGAUGUUAAUACUACCUAUAAGAAACUUCUCUUCAAACUAUCACGUGAUUUAUCCGUUGAAAACCAGUUUGAUUGUAUUAGUUUAGGACGCUCAGUUUAUGGUAAGGUUAGCUUGAAUGAACCCAUUGACAUCAAUGUUUUUUACGGGUUUGUAUUGGGUCUUAGAAAAAACAACCAGAUCUUUCAGUUUGACUCUUUUGCCAAUGCUUCUUCUUUCAUCACCGUCGUUCCAUUGAGUCGCAUUGUUCAGUUCAACAGAAUGGUGCGAUGGUUCAAACAGAACGAAGAGAACUACGAAGUGAUGUCCUUGUAUAUAAUGAAGAAGAUUGAUGUGACAUCUGACUUGCAUAUAGAUAAGCCUGAGUUUUAUGAUGACUUUGUUCGACUUCUUAAACUCUAUGUUGCUGCCUCCUUCGAUGAUGGCAUGUUGGAAUCUUUUGUGAUCAAGAUUAUAAGAGGCCUCCCUGUCUAUAAAGACAUAGAUAUUACCAGAACUGUUGUCUAUGAACUUCUAUUGAAGCUUGGAGAAAUCUCUAACAGUGAGGAUCCAUUCAAAUGGUGGUAUAAUUCGAUGAUCCCUGGUAGUGGAGUUUCGGCUAAAGCAGAUUUAGAGGAGAGCUAUUAUGACAAUAUGAACGCAUCCAAUUUGAACAAGUUUAUCGAUGUCAAUAAUGAUAUGGUGAAGCAUAGAAAACAAUAUGAAGAUGAUAUCAUAUACUGUAUUGACUCUAAGAAUCCGCUAGAGAUAGAUGACGGUAUUUCCAUCAAGCCAGUCAAUGCCAAAGAGUUUAUUGUGAGCUCAUUCAUAGCCAAUCCUUCAUCUUAUAUCAAUCCACGAUCUACCAUUGCUAGAAUAGCCUUUGAAAGAGGUCUCACUCUUUAUUUGCCGAGUAUUAACCGGGCAAAAUCGUUAUCGAUGCUUCCAAAAGUUUUCGGAGAAAGUGUUCAGCUUGGAACUCCUGGUAAAGUGACCAGAGUUGUCAAAAUAAGCUUCAAAGUAAACGUUGAAACUGGAGAAGUGACAUAUCUCGGCAAUGAUACGAUCAACUUUGCCACUGCUUCUAAAUUUGUCAAGGUGGACUACGAUUCAGUCAAUGAGAUCUUGGGAAAUACAUUUCAGGCUAACAAGAUUUUGUUCGAUCUUUCUCAAGCUACAGAUGUUGACGAGAAAUCUUUGAAGAACGAUUUGACUCAGCUUUACAAAGUCUCAUCAAAGCUAAAAGCUACGGCUAAAGAGCAGGGCCGUAGUAACGUGUUUGACUACUUCAACGUUCGAAGGGAAAUCGAAAAUAUUACCACUGAUCAGGAUAAUCAAAUUCAAAUGAAAUUCAAGGAGUUGGAAGAUGUUGAUUCACAGAACAGGAUUUCUGGGAAAUCUGAGAUGCUUGUUUCGGAGAUCAUGGUUAUGAGUAAUCAUGUUGCUGGCAGAUACUUUGUGAAGAAUAAGAUUCCAGCCAUCUUCAAAAUCCAGAAUAAGCUUCCCAAGUCUAAACAGGUAGAUACCAUGCUUACUCAGUUGGUCUCUGAAGAUGAGACAAUUACAUUUAGGGAUGUUGUAUUGCUCCAACAGUACAUGACGAAAUCCACCAUUGCACCAUUCAGUUCUCGUCAUGAAUCACUAAGCAUGGAGGAGUAUGCUAAUGUAACUUCACCACUUCGAAGAUUUUGGGAUAUGGUGAACCACUGGCAAUUACAAUCGUUUGUGGAAAAUGGUAAGCCAUUAUUCACUGCGUCUGAAAUCAAUUAUAUCUCCCUGAUCUUGAUGUUCAAAGACGAGUUGAACGGUCAAAUCUCUAAGAGAGUCAUUGCUUUCUACACAUUCAAAGUAUUAAAACAAAUGCAGGCCCAACGUGGAGGAGAAUCUAUCAAAUUCAAGUGCAUAGUGACGAAAAAGCCUUCUGAAGAUGGUCUAAUUGAGGUGAUAUUGUUAGAUUACGGUGUAAGAUCGAUUCUACAAACUUCGUGGUAUGCCUUGAGCGAUAGAACCGCGAAGAUGGAAAAGAGAACUGCACUACUUAAGGAUAUAGAGAUAGGAGACGUUAUAGAGGAUGCAGAAAUCGAGGAUAUUGACUUACUAGAAGGUUUGAUUGUGCUAAGAAGCGGCAGUUAUUAG
Messenger RNA from Brettanomyces nanus, 3093 nucleotides. RefSeq lists its product as uncharacterized. Gene Ontology annotation, molecular function: 3'-5'-RNA exonuclease activity; RNA binding. Gene Ontology annotation, cellular component: exosome (RNase complex); P-body. Bases 1 to 3093 code for a protein of 1030 amino acids. The transcript has a single exon. Gene Ontology annotation, biological process: mRNA catabolic process. NCBI's taxonomy places the organism in Eukaryota, Fungi, Ascomycota, Pichiomycetes, Pichiales, Pichiaceae. The record is from RefSeq and is a predicted model, not a curated record.